AUGUUCCUCUUAAAAAAGUCCCGUCGAUUCCUACUCUGGAUUCCGAUCGUCCUCAUCCUAUUCAUCUUCCACUAUGUUUUCUCUAUCCACAACAACAGAAACGGCCCCCACACAGACGAUAACGAUACAAGACCUCGAUUUUUGUAUCGCUCGUCUUUUCGCGACAAUCCUGAUCUCGAGUACGAAAGGAGAAUAUCAGAUGCGCUGCAGGGAAUUGAGGGGACGGUAUUAGCAGAGAACGGCGGGGAUACGCUGGCCGAAGAAAGGAUCUGGCAGAUCGCAAAGGAUGAAGGUCAACGAGGAUCGGAUUCGAAGGCUUUGCAGGGGCAGAAUAGGCUUUGGGAGUACUCUUUGAUGACGGACGAGAAAGCGGAGGAUUUCGUUAAUAACAUUCUAUCCGCCGUGCCAGAGAUUGCACAAGUAUACAAUUCAUACCCAUACUACGUACUACGUACAGAUCUUCUUCGCUAUCUCUUACUUUGGUACUACGGCGGUUUCUACGCUGAUAUCGAUGUCUUCCCCGCGCGGCCUAUCAAGGGGUGUCCAGACCUGAAACCAGUUUUAUUCACGGAUCAAAAGUCGACGAAUAUUUCUCUCGUGGUUGGCGUCGAGCUUGAUGAGCCUUAUGUCUCUCCUCGUGGAAUGCGGGAGUGGCAUUGGACGAGAAGAUAUGGAUUCUUGCAGUAUACCAUGUUCGCUCCACGACGGUUCAGUCCUGUGCUUCGAGAGAUUAUUACUCGGGUUAUGGCGCAUACCAAGCAGCAUAACGAACGCUUCGCGAGUCAUUUUACUGGGUAUGGCCAGAGCACUAUUCUGGGCAUCACAGGACCUGACGUGGUUACCGACGCGGUUCUGGAUGUACUCUCGUCAACCUUACCAACCAUGCACAAACUGAUGAAUAUAUCCAUGAACAAGGAUGCAGGAAUCGAUCCCCUCCCCAUCUCAACUGAUACAGGAGAGACUUUGAGAAGAGUAACGUGGGCUCCUUUCCAUGGAUUGAGUGAACCACUCUGCAUCGCCGACAGUGAAGCGAGACAAAAGGGAUCGAUGGGAGGUAUUUGUGUAUUGCCGGUCAAUGCAUGGGGAAACGGACAGAGACACAGUGGCUCAGAGGGCUUUGAUAGUCCGCGUGCAUGUGUAAAUCAUAGAUUUAGCGGGUCAUGGAAGAAAGGAUGGUGGCAGUCUUUUUUCGGUUGA
Molecule: messenger RNA, 1197 nt
Organism: Talaromyces stipitatus ATCC 10500
Lineage: Eukaryota; Fungi; Ascomycota; Eurotiomycetes; Eurotiales; Trichocomaceae
Exons: 2
Coding region: 1-1197 (398 amino acids)
Biological process (GO): protein N-linked glycosylation
Cellular component (GO): mannan polymerase complex
Molecular function (GO): alpha-1,6-mannosyltransferase activity
Source: RefSeq, a predicted model, not a curated record